Humulus lupulus (European hop) is the source of this 2127-nucleotide messenger RNA. RefSeq lists its product as uncharacterized. The coding region runs from base 1 to 2127 and encodes 708 amino acids. The record is from RefSeq and is a predicted model, not a curated record. Lineage: Eukaryota; Viridiplantae; Streptophyta; Magnoliopsida; Rosales; Cannabaceae. The transcript has 4 exons.
AUGGGUCCUAAAAUUCUGGAUUUUAUGAAGCAAAAGUUACCUAACUGGGAUUUUUAUACGAGUUUGGUAACAGAGGGUAGACUUUUGAUUGUUUGGAGGAAGGUUUUUGUCAAGGUUACAAUUCUUGAGGAUUCUCCUCAAUUUGUUCACUGUUUGGUUUCGAUGGUUGGUCAGAAGCACAUGUUUUAUAUCACUUUUGUCUAUGGCUUCAAUUCUUUAGAAGGUCGAAGGAGUUUGUGGGAAGGGUUACUUAGAAUUUCUCUUGCGCAUGAUGCUUGGAUUAUUUUAGGGGAUUUCAAUGCCCCUUUUUCGGUUAUGGAUAGAGCUGGUGGUAGUCCUAUUUCUGGUGUUGAAUUGGUAGAUUCAGUUCGUUGGCUUGAGGAGGCUCACAUGGUUCCCAUAAAAAGUUUAGGAUCGUUUUCCACUUGGACUAAUAAUCAAAAUGGUUCAGCUCGCAUUUAUUCUAAAAUUGAUCAUGAUUUUAUAAAUGAAAAUUGGUUUGAUCUUUUUCCUUAUGCUACUGCUGUCUUUAAAUGGGAAGUGGUAUCCGAUCAUUGCUCUUGUAUUGUCAAUAUUCAGUCUAAGGUGAGUUUGGGUACAAAGUUGUUGAGGUUUUACAAUAUUUGGACUGAUCAUCCUCAGUUCUUUGAAGUGGUGCGGUUUAGCUGGCAGUUACCUAUUCACACUACUGGUUUAAGGGCUGUGUUCUUAAAAUCCCUGAGGUUGAAACAUAGUUUAAAGAAGUUUAAUCAUAAUACCUUUGGAGAUAUUGGUUUGAGCUUUGAUAUGGCAAAAGAAAAGUACCAGGAAGCUCAGUUAAAAGCCCAAGCUUUCCCGACUGAGUAUAGUUACCAGGAAAGUGUUAAAGAAGCUGCUGAAGCUUACAUUGUUCAGGAAAAAAUGUUCUAUAGUUUUUUGUCCCAAAGAAGUCAGCUGGUGGAUAAUUUUCCUGAGGUUGUUUCUCAUUUUGUUGAGCAUUUCAGAGGUUAUUUGGGGAGUCAGAGUUCAGCUUCAAGCAACAUCAAUAUGGCUUAUAUAGACUUGGGUCCCAAGCUCUCAAUAGAUCAUCAAACUUUACUGUUAAAACCCUUUUCAUCUAAGGAAAUUCGGAGAGCUUUAUUUGGUAUUCCCUCUAACAAAUCGCCAGGUCCGGAUGGUUAUGGCUCUGGAUUUUUCAAGGCUGCCUGGCAGAUUGUUGGCAAGGAAGCUGUUACUUCCCCAAGAUGUGCUAUAAAGAUUGAUUUGAGCAAGGCUUAUGAUAAGGUAGAUUGGCAAUUCCUUGAGGAUCUCUUAAAAGCUCUCUGUUUUCCUAUGAAGUUUAUAGGAUGGAUUAUGAUGUGUUUAAGGAAUACUUCUUAUUCUUUACUCAUGAAUGGUCGUGUUCAAGGUGCUCUUGAUCCUUCUUUCAGAUUUCACCCAAUGUGCAAGAGUUUAAAGCUUAUCAAUCUUUGUUUUGCUGAUGACUUGAUCCUCUUUUGUAAGGGUACUCAUUCGGCUGUCUUUUCUCUUAAAAUCGCGCUUGAUGAUUUCAAUUCGGCUACUGGUUUGACCAUUAAUUCUGCUAAGUCUCAAAUCUUUUUUGGCGGAGUUUCUUCUACUAUGAGGAAUAUCAAUUCUCAGGAGAUGAAUCUUAUGGAAGGAUCCUUUCCGCUCAAGUACCUUGGGGUUCCUAUGAGGCCAACUAAGUGGCGUCAUGAGGACUGUGAUAUAAUUUUGCAAAAAAUCAGAUUAAGACUUAACUCUUGGUCCAGUAGACACCUCUCCUAUGCAGGCCGUAUGCAGCUUAUUCAUUCGGUUUUAUUUGGUCUCCGUAACUAUUGGAUGAGUAUCUUUAUUUUACCUCAGAGUGUUGUUAAGGAAAUUGAGAAAUUGUGCCGUAGCUUCCUUUGGGGUAGUGCUGGUUUGAGAAGUAAACCUCAUUUAGCUUCUUGGAAGAAGGUUUGCCUUCCAAAAGCGUAUGGUGGUCUUGGUUUCAGAGAUGGCGCUCUUUGGAAUAGAGCAAUUCUUGCCAAGUAUAUAUGGGUGUUAUCUGAACAGCCUGAGAUUUUAUGGGUUAAAUGGGUUAACUCUAUAUAUUUGAAAGGCUGUAAUUUCUGGUGUUACAUUUUGAAAUCUGACUGUAGCUAG